Phytophthora nicotianae INRA-310 is the source of this 2670-nucleotide messenger RNA. RefSeq lists its product as hypothetical. Lineage: Eukaryota; Oomycota; Peronosporomycetes; Peronosporales; Peronosporaceae. Bases 139 to 2562 code for a protein of 807 amino acids. Gene Ontology annotation, biological process: DNA strand elongation involved in DNA replication; DNA replication; double-strand break repair via break-induced replication. The transcript is spliced from 4 exons. Gene Ontology annotation, cellular component: MCM complex; nucleus. Gene Ontology annotation, molecular function: single-stranded DNA binding; single-stranded DNA helicase activity; ATP binding. The record is from RefSeq and is a predicted model, not a curated record.
AAUUCGAAUCCCGACCAAUCAGCACGCAUUAUGAGAGUCACUCUUUCUAUACCCUCCUUUCACUGACAUCUCUUUUUGAACGAAGGGAGAGGCCACUCGAUAUUCGCGCGCGCGGGCAAGAGCGAAGUGAGAGACGCCAUGGAGCUGCAACAGGACGCGUUGGACGAGGCCUUCCGCCGCCACAAGCAGUACUUUGAGCAGUUCCUUGAUAAUGAUGGAGGUUACGGCAAUUACUCGGAGAAGUUGAGCAGUAUGAUCCACAAGAAAAGCACGCGAUUGAUCGUAGACCUCAACGACCUCCGCGAGUACGACAGUUCGUUCACGGAUCCGGCGGUAGGCGGCCAGGACAAUAUCGUGAACCGGUUAUUGCGUAACCCUGCCGAGUUCGUACCCCCUUUCGAAGAAGCAGUCAAAGAGAAGGUCUUCAACAUCGAUAGUCUUUACGGUGGCAAGGAAGCUGACGCUACUAAGGACAUGCGGUUUCACGUGGGCUUCGAGGGAGACUUUGGCCACCACAAUGUGAAUCCUCGCGGACUCUUGGCUUCGUACCUCACACAAAUGGUGUGUGUCCACGGUAUUGUCACCAAAUGCUCAGCUGUACGCCCUAAGGUCGUGCGCUCUGUGCAUUACUGCAAAGAAACGAAUGCUAUUCUAUCCAGGGAGUACAGAGACAACACGUCCAUCACAGGAGCCCCAACGUCCAGUGUGUAUCCGACCAAGGACGAGAACGGCAACUUGUUGGAGACGGAGUUCGGACUAUCUCAGUACAAAGACUACCAGAUGAUCAGCAUGCAGGAAACCCCCGAGACUGCGCCUCUGGGACAGCUUCCCCGUUCGUGUGAGGUUAUUGUGGAGAAUGACAUUGUGGACAAGUGCAAGCCCGGUGACCGUAUCCGAGUUAUCGGUAUCUACCGUCCACUCGGCGGUAACAGCACAGCGUCAUCUACCGCGGUAUUCAGGACAGUUCUCAUCGCUAACAACAUCCAACUUAUGGGCAAAGAGGUGAACGGCAUCGUCAUGUCCGCUGCAGAUCUAGUAAACGUCCGUGAGUUCGCGAAGCGUGACGACGCCUUUGAGAUGCUGUCACGUUCGAUCGCGCCGUCCAUCUACGGCCACGCUGAGAUUAAACAAGCGUUACUGCUUCAAUUGCUUGGUGGAGUGGAAAAGAACCUGGAGAACGGCACGCAUCUCCGUGGUGAUGUUAACAUCUUGAUGGUGGGAGACCCGUCGACUGCCAAGUCUCAGCUUCUACGUUUUGUGCGGACGAUCGCUCCUCUAGCCGUCAACACCACAGGUCGUGGAUCGUCCGGUGUGGGUCUGACAGCUGCUGUGACGAUUGAUCCCGACACAAAGGAGCGUCGUCUGGAAGCUGGUGCGAUGGUGUUGGCUGACCGAGGCAUUGUGUGUAUUGAUGAGUUCGACAAGAUGAGUGAAGCGGAUCGAGUGGCUAUUCACGAAGUUAUGGAACAGCAGACAGUGACGAUCGCCAAGGCUGGUAUCCACGCCACCUUGAACGCACGUUGCAGUGUGUUGGCAGCGGCUAACCCCGUGUAUGGUCAGUACAACAAGAACAAGAAACCCCAGGAGAACAUUGGUCUACCAGACUCGCUGCUAUCGCGUUUUGACUUGUUGUUCGUAGUGCUGGACCGUCUGGACCGUGGCGCCGACCGGAACAUCUCGGAUCAUGUGCUGCGAAUGCACCGGUAUACUCGUCCAGGCCAAGAAGGUGUACCAUUGUCGUUCGAAGUGAGCUCUACCGACCACAUGGCGCUUCUCAGCGAGACCUCAGGCAACCGAGCCGACGAUGCCAAGAAGUCUAUUUUCCAGAAGUUUGAUCCUUUACUGCACGGCGGGUACCAGUCUUCAUCGUACGCCGGCAGCGGCAACGGUAUCCUGACGCUAGACUUCCUCAAGAAGUACAUUUAUUACGCCAAGAUGCGGUACCAACCGGUGCUGACAGACAGAGCCAUCGAGUUGAUCUCGGAGGGGUACGCAGAGCUUCGAUCGCAGCAGAACGCGCGGACUUUACCUGUGACGGCGCGUAGUUUGGAAACACUCAUCCGUCUAGCUUCAGCACAUGCUAAGGCGCGUCUGAGCAAAACGAUCGAAGCAGUGGACGCAGAGAAGGCCAUGUCACUCAUCAGCUUCGCGCUGUACCAUGACGCGUCCGAGCCGCACUCGAAUGAUACAAGUGCUCCGUCAAGGCCAGAGGAGACACCGGAACUGCCCGUGGUUGGGACUCAGAAGGCUAUGGCAGAGCUGGAGAUCGAGACGCCAGUGACACCCGAGAAGUCAAGGAAACGAGACCGUGGAGCAUGGAGUACUGCUACCCUUGCGGACGACGUACUGGCUGUCUUGUCCGAUAUGGGCAGCGACGCUAACAUGGACGAUGAGAACGACAGUAUUAAGCUGACAAACAUUCUGUCGAGACUGAAUGAUGGUCGAUCCAGAGGCGACGAAGUACCGGUUGCUGAGUUAGAAAAGGUGUUGGUGGAGCUGGAAGAGAUGAACAAGGUCAUGUACAUCCAGGACGGAGGAGAUCCGAUGGUUAUGCUCAUUUAGGUAACUCCAUGGAUCCCCCCGGUAGGUAUGAGGUUUUAUAUUUUGUUUCUGGGAAGAAUAAAAACAACAUCAAGGCGUAUUCUGUGCAGUUGGUUGAUGAUUUUUUUU